AUGGCGCUUGUGCAAAUACCUGAAAAGAUAAGGUGGCAACAGGAACUAUCCGAAAUAGUAUUUGAAACAGUUAAUAUAGAAACCGAUAAAAUUGAACAGAAGAAAAGAGCUAAGCAAAAGCAGCAUUUUGAUGUCGACGAAAAGGAGUCCGAUUGCAUUUUACAUGGUUAUAUAAAGAAAUUGGUGGGAUCUUUUGCAUCGUUAUGGCAAACGAAAUAUGCUAAAUUAUAUCCGAAUCGUCUAGAAUUGCAUUCUGAGAGUGGAAACAAUAAGCCUGAAUUGAUUUUUAUGGAUCAAGUUGAGGAUAUUUCUUCAGAUUUUAUUGUUUAUAAAGGAGAGCAAUGUAUUCAAAUACGUAUAAAUGACGGUACGCGUGAUGGUAGAAUUAUUUUAACGAACUCUGAUGAAAUUGGUUUAAAGGAAUGGGCCUCUUCUUUAAAAUCAGCUCAUAAAGUUUCACAGGAACUUUUAGGUUCAAUAGCCUUUAAGCACACGCAAAAAGGGCAUGUGGUUUUGAGAAGUAAUAAAGAAAACGUGAAGAAAAAGUUAUCAGUAAACUAA
This is a messenger RNA of Teleopsis dalmanni, 561 nucleotides long. Its product is annotated as G protein-coupled receptor kinase 1-like. The record is from RefSeq and is a predicted model, not a curated record. Lineage: Eukaryota; Metazoa; Arthropoda; Insecta; Diptera; Diopsidae. The coding region runs from base 1 to 561 and encodes 186 amino acids. The transcript is spliced from 2 exons.